AUGUCACGGCCCGGCGGUAAAUUUCGUGUUGCUUUCCAGCGCUUGAACCUUGAGAGGCUACUUCAUUCCUCUUUGCGCGAGAAGGGAGGCAGUGCCGCAAGUGGACCUAUUACUAACGCCGGCGGUGGCAUCAAACCAGCUGAAGCCUGUGACAGUUUCAAGAGUGUUUAUUCCGCACUUGGGGGUGGUGCUCGAGGGGCUUAUUGCAAUGGACUGCCAUUUCACGUGCGGUGGGAUCGCAUUCUGCGCAACUUGGAGGUUUUAGGGCGUGUUUCUACUGGUAACACCGUGGUUCCUUAUCGUGAUAGUGGUGAGGCCUUUCGAGUCAUGUGGAAGGCUGUGGAUGAAGCCAAAAAAAGUGUGUUUUGGCAAACUUACAUCUGCAAGGAUGACCAUAUCGGUCAGGUGACAGUAGAAAAGAUGGAGGCUGCACAUCGGCGCGGAUGCACGACCGAACUGCUCUAUGAUUGCGGCGGAAACAUUACCGGGCGACGUCGCCUCACUGGCAACCUGAAACAAUCCGGUGCUACUGUUAUUGAACAUCGGCCUAUUUUUGAUCACAUUCUGCCGUACCUGUUUGGAGGCAUGAAGUGGGAACGCAGCCCCGCCCUCCGCAACCACCGAAAGAUUCUCAUUGCGGAUGAGAGUAUCGGAUUUUGUGGUGGGCUGAAUAUUGGUAAUGAGUACUGUGGCAGGAGCCAGGGGGGAACGGGUCGGUUUCGCGACACCCACUGCUCCGUGGUGGGCCCGGCUGUGGCCCACCUCCGCGAGGUGUACGAAGACACAAAGGCGCCAAAGCCGUGGAAAUGGAGUUGGACCCGUUGGCGCAAGAUCGCAUCCAUGACAAUGGACCGUCGCUACAAGGAGGGAAAGAAUGUCGCGGAUGACAUCCUUGUGCCCAUGACAAACUCUGUACGACAAAAAGGGAAAGUGUACCUGCAACAUCAACUCGUAAAGGCCGAGGAAAAGCGAGCACGCUUUAUGGAGCGCAUUCGAUGGAAGCGGCAGCGCGAACGCCUAGAGUCAUACAUGCGGUGGUAUGCAAAAGAUGCUGCGAAGCUGGCGCCACAAAGUUUAUCUUCUGUUCAUCCCGAGGAUGCGCAAAAACGUUCUGGGGAGGGUGCAGGAAGCAAAGGUGCAUCAGCGGCGAUGAAACAAAGAAUGGAACAGUAUCGUACGCGUGCGCUUAAUAGAGCCAAGGCGGCCUUGGAACGAGGUUUACAUAGAAAGUCCUUGCCCGUGACACCUCUAAAUGACACGGAUCCUGUCCCUGGAGCAGCGGCGUAUGACACGCAACGUCCCAACUCGACUCAAAUUAUAUCUUGCAACCCGCAUACACGGGAUUGGUCGAUUCCGUAUGCCUUUUGGCAGGUUUCUCAAAAAGCACACAGACGGCUAUGGGUGACAACACCGUAUUAUAUGCCUCAUCGAAAGCUGUUACGUGCCAUCCUCUACGCUGCUCGUCGCGGCGUUGACGUGCGCAUUCUUGCCGGGAGUAGUCGUACCACCGAUCCUUGGUUUAUGUGGUACGCAUCGAACUACAUUACCGAACGCCUCUUAGCUGCUGGUGUCCGUGUCUAUGAAUACAAGGGGGAUCAGGUCAUGCACGCCAAAACGGUGGUGGUUGACAGCAUUUGGUCCUCUGUGGGGAGUUACAACUGGGAUAUGAUGAGCAACAAGAACAUGGAAGUCUGUCUCUGUCAUCUGAGCUACGCGAUGGCGCGGGAUAUGGAGGGCCACUUCCUCAAGGACGUGCAGGUAAGCGUAGAGUUGAAAUAUGACGAGUAUCGGCGUCGUUCCUGGUGGCUGCGGUUUACGUCAUGGUUUUUCUACGUCGGGCUUCAAAUUGGAGAGAAACUAACUUUCUGCACUUUUCGGGACGCAGACCUGUCCUCGAAAGUUGAUGGCCUGGAAUAA
Molecule: messenger RNA, 1917 nt
Organism: Trypanosoma conorhini
Lineage: Eukaryota; Euglenozoa; Kinetoplastea; Trypanosomatida; Trypanosomatidae
Product: putative cardiolipin synthetase
Exons: 1
Coding region: 1-1917 (638 amino acids)
Molecular function (GO): catalytic activity
Source: RefSeq, a predicted model, not a curated record